AUGGCACAUUUAAUCCGAAGCAAGUUUCAAAAUAAACUGUCAAAUGCGGCAACUUCCAUGUCGAAUAAAUCCACUGCGAAGGUGAGCGGGAUGAUGGCCAGGAUGGGCUUCCAGGCCGCCACAGACGAGGAGGGACUGGGAUUCGCCGCCUGCGAUGAUUUGGAUUACGACCACCGGCAAGGACUGCAGAUGGACAUCAUGAAAUCGGAUGAAAUGGGUGGUGGAGACGCUGGAGAAGGGAGUGGAGAGGGUGGGAUGGGUGGAGGAGAAGACGGUAUGGCGGCUGGGGACAGCCACUACCAGAGAGAUGGCACCGGCCCCCCGCCCUCCGGUUCUAAAGCCUCAGGUCUGGGCGAAGAAGAGAAAUCACCAAAAAUCACCGCUUGGGAAGCGGGCUGGAACGUCACGAAUGCAAUCCAGGUAAAGACGCAUUCAGAUAACCAGUUGAAACUUCAUGGGUUUUUGCAAGUGUCCUCUUCCACUCAUUUACUCCUUCAUUCAUUCAUUAUUUCGUGUUACCUGCCAUAGCCAAAUGUAAAGACAUAUACAUAGCUUUUCUUUCAGUCAUCGCCAAACUGAUUGCAACCAUGAAAUCAAUACCUGUGAAAAACGGCAAAUGGAGAUAGGCUACGGCAGUCGAUAUAACCAACCAAUUAGACUACCAAUAGUUCCUUAUGAAAUAUAAAGAUGAACAAGCCCAUCUGACAGGACAUUUCGUUUUGAUUUAGGAUUUAGAGAUGAAUUGGGCUAUUUAAACACACCGAUCAUGUAUGUGGUUUGGAUAGGUUCAUAAUGAGCGGGGAAACGGAAUAGCAUGCAUGCUGUUAGAAUAAGAAGGAAACCAGGGCGUGAAACGUAAUGUUUUGUUGUAUUUCAUUAUAUGAAGACAUACACAUAACCUAGAGAAUAAUGAUAAAGGAUAUUGAAAUAGUCAAAUUCCAUGGAGGAGACCCAUAGACUUUCAUUUGACAAAAGAAAAUGACGUACUGAUCCGUUGAUGCGGUUUUACGCACGAGUUUGACUCUGUCGAUCCGGCGCGCAUUCAAGUAAAAACUCUAAUAUUUGAAAGCAUCUAACCUUCAGAUCAAAAGGUGACCUUCUAGAUAAACAUCUCAUCAAGUCAUGAAGAUAUAGCCUAAGCUAUGCCGCUCUGUGUUUUUCUCGAUGGCCUAUCCGAUACGUUAUAAUCAUUUUAUAACGCACUUCACCAUUACAUUACGCACAGGCAAUGCGUGUCCAUCACCUACAACGACGUAAUAAAUGGUGACGGUUAAAGUGUUAACAUUUACUCGACAGUGUAUUUCAUAUGAUGUGUUGCUUUGUUCCUGUUUGGACCCCAGAAAGAGCUAAUUGGGAUCCUAAUAAAUACUAAAAUGAGGCAAAAAGUCCCCAAGACAAGCGCCGUCCCAUCAUACGUUAUUCAGGCUAUGGUCAUCGUCAUGGCAGUCACCAUUACGUCAGGACGUGUCUCCUUUAGAACCCCUUAAUGACGUUAACACAAUUUGCUGGAAUGGGCACGCUCACAGCGAAAUGGAAUGCCCACGAGAACCCACACAUACAAGCAAGCAUGUCCCCCAUUGAAUCAUGUUACACAUAGGAUAUAUUAUAAUGCAUGACGUUAUGAUCAACAAAUACUACAUUUUGUUAAAAAUUAAUAAAUAAUAAUAAUCUGGAUUUGACCAUUUUGUGUUUAUGAUGUCCAUACCCAUGUCAACCAUUGAAUGGCUUUAGGAUAUAUUGUCAUGCAUAUAUAUAGCAUAUACUUAGGCUUUAUUACAAUGCAUUAGUUAUUAUCUAUUGUAUUGAAUUUCCUAUAUUGUGGACUGGUUAUGCGUUGUUCCCAUAGGCCAAGCCAUCUCCAUAUUGUGUAUUUUUGUGUAUUUUCAGGGGAUGUUCGUUCUGGGUUUACCAUACGCCAUUCUCCACGGGGGCUACCUCGGACUGUUUCUCAUUAUUUUCGCCGCCGUGGUGUGUUGCUACACGGGGAAAAUUCUCAUCGCCUGCCUGUACGAGGAGGACGAAGACGGCCAACUGGUGCGUGUGAGGGACACAUACGUGGACAUAGCCAACGCGUGUUGUCAGCCGAGGUUUCCAUCUUUAGGUGGUCAUAUCGUGAAUGUAGCCCAGAUCAUUGAGCUGGUGAUGACGUGUAUCCUGUACGUGGUUGUGAGCGGGAACCUGAUGUACAAUAGCUUUCCCACUCUCCCCAUCUCACAGAAGGCCUGGGCCAUAGUGGCCACCGCCGCCCUGCUACCCUGCGCCUUCCUCAAGAACCUCAAGUCCGUGUCAAAGUUCAGCUUGCUGUGCACUAUCGCGCACUUCGUAAUCAACAUCCUGGUAAUUGCCUACUGCCUCUCCAGAGCGCGCGAUUGGGCCUGGGAUAAAGUCAAAUUCUACAUCGAUGUAAAGAAGUUCCCCAUUUCUAUUGGAAUCAUCGUGUUCAGUUACACCUCUCAGAUUUUCCUUCCGUCGCUCGAGGGGAACAUGCAGAAGCCCAGCGAGUUCCACUGCAUGAUGAACUGGACCCACAUUGCCGCGUGUGUCCUCAAAGGCCUGUUCGCCCUCGUGGCCUACCUGACCUGGGCGGAUGCCACCAAGGAGGUCAUCACAGACAACCUGCCGUCAACCAUCAGGGCUGUCGUAAACCUAUUCUUAGUUUCCAAAGCCUUACUGUCAUACCCAUUGCCAUUCUUCGCUGCAGUCGAGGUUUUGGAGAAAUCAUUUUUUAAUGAACAAGAACGCACGUGGUUCCCAAAUUGCUACGGGGGCGAUGGACGCCUGAAAGCUUGGGGCCUCACUCUCAGAUGCAGCCUUGUGGUGUUCACGUUGCUCAUGGCCAUUUAUGUACCGCAUUUUGCCCUUCUCAUGGGUCUGACCGGCAGCCUGACGGGGGCAGGGCUGUGCUUUCUGCUUCCCAGCCUCUUCCACCUCAAGCUGCUAUGGAGAAAGCUUCUAUGGCACCACGUAUUCUUUGAUGUCGCCAUAUUUGUAAUAGGAGGUAUAUGCGCUAUCUCCGGUUUCAUCCACUCAAUGGAGGGACUCAUAGAAGCUUACAAAUAUGGCAUAGAAGAUUAG
Molecule: messenger RNA, 3075 nt
Organism: Coregonus sp. 'balchen'
Lineage: Eukaryota; Metazoa; Chordata; Actinopteri; Salmoniformes; Salmonidae
Source: the annotation of a GenBank genome assembly